Molecule: messenger RNA, 2779 nt
Organism: Ananas comosus (pineapple)
Lineage: Eukaryota; Viridiplantae; Streptophyta; Magnoliopsida; Poales; Bromeliaceae
Product: elongation factor G-2, chloroplastic
Exons: 4
Coding region: 131-2497 (788 amino acids)
Biological process (GO): ribosome disassembly; translational elongation; mitochondrial translation
Cellular component (GO): mitochondrion; chloroplast
Molecular function (GO): GTPase activity; translation elongation factor activity; GTP binding
Source: RefSeq, a predicted model, not a curated record
AUUUAAAAUCCAAAACGAGAGGAAGGAAAGAAACAUCCAUCGCAGCUUCCGUUAUCCUGAGCGAAAGCGCUAACGCAGUGGUAGAAGCUCACAAUUCUAAGAAGAGCAAAAAGAGGAAGGAGAGUAAGCCAUGGAGGGAGAAGCGAUUCGCGGAGCAGCAGCGCCGGCCGCGCGCGCGGCGCCGCGUCGGCCGAGCCGCCCUCUCGCUUCCCGCCGCCUCCUCGCGCCGACGCCGCCGCUCUUCUUCGCGUCCGGCCUCCGCCGCGCCUCCGCCUCCGCCUCCGACUUCUUCGGCAACCUCCGCAUCAGCUCGAACUCGCCGCCGCCGCCGCUGCUUCCGUCGUCUUCUUUGCUGCAGCGGAAGCCAAAGCUCUCCGUCGUCGCCAUGGCCGCCGAUGAAACGAAACGAGUAAUACCACUGAAGGACUACCGCAAUAUUGGAAUUAUGGCCCACAUUGAUGCUGGAAAAACAACUACCACGGAACGCAUUCUCUACUACACAGGAAGAAAUUACAAAAUCGGUGAAGUGCAUGAAGGGACUGCUACGAUGGACUGGAUGGAGCAGGAGCAAGAGAGAGGCAUAACCAUAACCUCUGCAGCAACCACGACUUUCUGGAACAAUCACAGAAUUAACAUUAUCGAUACACCUGGUCAUGUCGAUUUUACACUUGAAGUAGAGCGUGCUCUUAGGGUUUUGGACGGUGCAAUUUGCCUCUUCGAUAGUGUCGCUGGUGUCGAACCGCAAUCUGAAACUGUGUGGAGACAAGCUGACAAAUACGGAGUCCCAAGAAUUUGUUUUGUUAAUAAAAUGGAUCGUCUUGGAGCUAACUUCUUCAGGACUAGGGAUAUGAUAGUCGCAAAUUUGGGUGCUAAACCAUUAGUGGUUCAACUGCCUGUCGGUGCAGAGGACAGCUUCCAAGGAGUUGUUGACCUGCUGAAAAUGAAAGCUGUUAUAUGGACGGGAGAGGAAUUAGGUGCUAAAUUUGCAUAUGAAGAUAUCCCUGCUGAUCUCCAAGAAAUGGCUGAAGAGUACAGAACCCAGAUGAUAGAGACUAUCGUUGAAUUAGAUGAUAAAGCUAUGGAAAACUAUCUAGAAGGAAUUGAGCCGGAUGAGGAAACUAUGAAGAAACUAAUUAGAAAAGGCACGAUAUCUGGCAGUUUUGUGCCGGUUUUAUGUGGGUCGGCAUUCAAAAACAAAGGUGUUCAGCCAUUGCUUGAUGCUGUUGUGGAUUACUUGCCUUCACCAAUUGAAUUGCCACCAAUGAAGGGUUCUGAUCCUGAGAACCCUGAAACCACCAUUGAAAGGCUUGCUAGUGACGACGAACCGUUUGCUGGAUUGGCUUUCAAGAUCAUGAGUGACCCAUUUGUAGGAUCAUUAACAUUCGUGAGAGUGUACUCUGGGAAGUUAACUGCUGGUUCUUAUGUUCUAAAUGCAAACAAAGGGAAGAAGGAAAGAAUCGGGAGACUUUUGGAGAUGCACGCUAAUAGCAGGGAGGAUAUUAAAUUAGCUUUGACUGGUGAUAUUGUUGCUCUUGCUGGUUUGAAAGAUACAAUUACUGGCGAAACACUUUGUGAUCCGGAAAAGCCUAUAGUGCUAGAACGCAUGGACUUCCCUGAUCCAGUUAUUAAGGUUGCCAUAGAACCAAAGACCAAGGCUGAUGUUGAUAAAAUGGCCAUUGGACUAAUUAAGCUUGCACAAGAAGACCCAUCUUUUCACUUCUCUAGAGAUGAGGAGAUCAACCAAACUGUUAUCGAAGGAAUGGGGGAACUGCAUCUGGAAAUUAUCGUCGAUAGGUUGAAAAGGGAGUUCAAGGUUGAAGCUAAUGUUGGUGCACCCCAAGUAAACUACCGAGAGAGCAUUUCAAAGGUCGCAGAAGUGCAGUAUGUCCACAAGAAGCAGUCGGGCGGGCAAGGCCAGUUUGCUGACAUCACAGUGAGAUUCGAGCCUUUAGAGCCAGGAAGCGGUUAUGAAUUCAAGAGCGAGAUAAAGGGAGGUGCAGUUCCUAAAGAAUACAUUCCAGGAGUGAUGAAAGGACUCGAAGAGUGCAUGAGCAACGGUGUCCUUGCAGGCUAUCCAGUUGUCGAUGUUCGAGCUGCCUUAGUGGAUGGCUCUUAUCACGAUGUCGAUUCUAGUGUUCUGGCUUUCCAGCUGGCGGCCCGAGGUGCUUUUCGGGAGGGGAUGAGGAAGGCUGGGCCGAAGCUGCUUGAGCCGAUUAUGAAAGUUGAAGUGGUGACUCCUGAAGAGCACUUGGGUGAUGUUAUUGGUGACCUAAACUCAAGGAGAGGCCAGAUCAACAGUUUCAGUGAUAAGCCUGGCGGUCUUAAGGUGGUUGAUGCUUUGGUACCGCUUGCUGAAAUGUUCCAAUAUGUGAGUACUCUUCGCGGGAUGACGAAAGGCCGUGCAUCUUACACAAUGCAGCUCGCUAAAUUCGACGUAGUCCCACAGCAUAUCCAGAACCAGAUCUCCUCAGCAAAACAGGAACCAGUUACAGCUUGAGUCAUUCCUUAUCCUAGAACAUAGCUCAUGGGAUGUGAUCUGUUUAAAGAAUCUACUUUUCAUACUUGUGUUUGCAUCAGGGCUAGAAAUGUGUAUUUUCAUAUUUAUUUCCAAAAUAUAACAAGGUCAUUUUUGGAACAGCACAUUGGCUAAGUUCCUAUUGAUUUUGGUUAACUAUCACUCCUUUUCCUUCCUAAUAUAUCUAUAAACAGAUCUUACUGUACCAAAUCAACAAUUUGUCUACCAUUGCAUGACCAAUAGAUGAGUUUUGUAACAAUCUAA